Linnemannia hyalina is the source of this 2097-nucleotide messenger RNA. NCBI's taxonomy places the organism in Eukaryota, Fungi, Mortierellomycota, Mortierellomycetes, Mortierellales, Mortierellaceae. The record is from the annotation of a GenBank genome assembly.
AUGGAGCCCAACUCAACAGCCGCCCUGGCCCGUCUGGCUGCCGUCCAGAACCACUUGACCAUCCAGCCCUGCUUCCACCGCCACGCUAUCCACAACGACAAGCCUACCGGUCCGGCCGACCUGGCCCGUGAGCGCGCCAAUGCCUCCUUCAAAGUCGAUGACAUGACCGAAGUUAUCUUCCGUGGCAAGGAAAACGUUGACGCCUUGAACUUGGCGUUCCAGAUGAUCCAGCGCGAUCCAGAUCUGAGGAUGCGCGCAGGACACCACCACGACCUGACCAGAGCCGAGGACCGUGAACAGACAAUGCGUCAGAUUGCGCGGGUGGUCGAGUUGAGGAAGCAGAUCAAGGACCCUCGUCUUGCCCAGGCCCUCUUCACCGCCAUGGCGUACUACUCAGAGUCGUUCUCGAUGCGUAUUUAUGUCCAUGAGAUGUUGUUCAGGCAAGCGGUCACGCUUUUCGGAUCUCCUGAGCAGCAGGAUCAGUGGCUGGAUGAUAUUAACAACUGGAGAGUCAUUGGAUGCUUUGCCAUGACUGAACUAGGAACUUCGUCGAACUUGCGUGGAUUGGAGACAACUUCGACGUAUGACCGUGCUACCAACGAGUGGGUCAUUCACUCGCCUACGUUGACCUCGACCAAGUGGUGGAUCGGCAUGUCUGGAGAGACCGCGACCCAUACCGUUGCCAUCUGCCAGACGAUCGUCGAUGGAGAGAACCACGGUAUCAACUGGUUCAUCGUCCCCCUCCGUGACGGCAAGACCGGAAAGCUGAAGCCCGGUGUUACUGCUGGCGAUAUCGGACACAAGGCCGGCCGUCAGGGACUCGACAACGGCUGGAUCCAGUUCACAUCUGUCAGGAUCCCCCGCCUGAAUAUGAUGAUGAAGUGGGCUUCCAUGUCACCCGAAGGCGAGUUCACCCCUUCGCCUAACCCCGUCCUCUCUUACGCUACCUUGAUCCCUGAGCGUUUCACUUUGCUUGGAGGAUCACAGGUCAUCCUCUCCCAGACCUUGACCAUUGCUGUCCGCUAUGGUGCUGUCCGUCGUCAAGGAAACCACGAUGAGCAGAUUUUGGAUUACCAGACUCAUUAUACCAGCUUGAUGCCCGGAGUUGCGUUCAUCUAUGCGCUCAACAUUGUCGACCAUGAGUUGAUGACAAAGUGGAACGAGGUUGCGGGGUAUGCCCAGACGGAUGCCGGCGCGUUCAUGAGGGAGAUCCCUGACCAGCACGGAGUCUCUGCCGGAUUCAAGGGUGCCAUGUCUUGGUACGCGACCGAAGUCCUGGAGAACUGCCGUCGCGCCUGUGGAGGUCACGCUUACUCAUCUUACAACGCCAUUGCUGGUUUGAUUGGCGACUACGGAGUCAUGACGACUGGCGGUGGAGACAACGUCGUUUUGAUGCAGCAGUCGGCUCGCUACCUGAUCACGACCCUCAAGUGGGCCCAGGAAGGCCAGGAGGUCUUGGGAUCUGUCAGCUACCUCAACGACUACAAGAAGGUCCUCUCAACCCCAAAGUCCACCAUCCAAGACGCGCGCGAUCUCCUCCAGCACGAGUUUGUGAUCGAUGUCUUGACUUGGGCAUGUGCCAAGAAGGCAACCGAGCUGGGCGCAAUCCUGGCCGAGGCUGGUAAAGCCAACUUUGACCAGGCUUGGAACACCAACCAGACCGAGCUGGUCCGUCUUGCCGAUGUCCACUCCUGGAGAUACUUCUUGAUCCUCUACCAGCAGGGCAUCAACCGUCACAAGCAUACUCCCGUCUACGGAAUGCUUCGCAAGAUGGGCCAGCUCUUGAGCACCCUUGUCCUCCAGAGACAUUUGGAUCUGUUCUUGGAGGAGGGGUACUUCAAUGGGUCUCACGCCAAGAUGGUCCGACAGUUGUUCUUGGAUCAGUGCAAGGACUUGCGUAAGGAUGCUAUCCCCUUGAUUGAUGCCUGGGCUAUCCCUGAUUUCAUCCUCAAGGCGCCUAUUGGAAAGUAUGAUGGAAACAUCUACCCUGCUUACUUUGGUACUGUCACUGCUGCCCAGCAGUCGUUUGAUGCCCCUGCCUACUGGCACAAGCAUGCCCACCCGAUGUUGAACGGGAAGAAAUCCUGCAAGUGCUAA